Messenger RNA from Diuraphis noxia (Russian wheat aphid), 493 nucleotides. RefSeq names its product cullin-3-like. Gene Ontology annotation, molecular function: ubiquitin protein ligase binding. The record is from RefSeq and is a predicted model, not a curated record. Gene Ontology annotation, biological process: ubiquitin-dependent protein catabolic process. Lineage: Eukaryota; Metazoa; Arthropoda; Insecta; Hemiptera; Aphididae.
UCCUUUAAUACCUAAAUAUUUUUCAACUUUCAUUGAUGAAAAAUUAAGGAAAGGAAAACAUACAUACCUUAAAAAUGAUCCCGAAGCUGAUAUUGACAAAGUUAUACACAUGAUAAAAUGUCAUAGUAAUAAAGCCACAUUUGAACGUUCUUAUCAAAUUCAUCUUUCCAAUAGAUUACUUCAUUUCAAGUCUGUCAACAUGGACAAUGAGAAUAAAAUGAUCUCCAAACUUGAUAAUGCAUAUGGCAAUGGUGGUUUGUUAUUCCUAUCAAAAUUAAAGGGUAUGAUGAAGGAUAAGUUUGUACUAUCUAAAAUUAUCAUGAAUACCUAUAAAGAAUAUGUUUAUGUUAACAAAUGUAUUUUAGGUGUUACAACGCCUUUUGCUUUUGAUCUUGAUGUACAUGUAAUUACUCCAAUAAAUUGGCCAGUUGAUCCAAAACCAAUGCAAAUGCCGUCAUUUGGAAUGAGUGUUUUUAAUGAAUUCAAUACGUAA